Molecule: messenger RNA, 870 nt
Organism: Dermacentor silvarum
Lineage: Eukaryota; Metazoa; Arthropoda; Arachnida; Ixodida; Ixodidae
Product: probable myosin light chain kinase DDB_G0279831
Exons: 4
Coding region: 1-870 (289 amino acids)
Source: RefSeq, a predicted model, not a curated record
AUGAACGAGUCCACAGGAAAACCUAGCCACGAUAUGUCAUCUUGGGUGAGGAAGGGUACCGAGGACAACCCGCCGAGCAACGCCGGGGGGCUGUCCCGGUACGAGGAGAACAUGACGACCCCCACCACCACCUCGACCGAAACCACCACCGUAGCCAUGGAGGGCAACACGCAAACGUCCAACAACGUAGCUCCGGUGAAAUCUACUGAUAUGAGCAGCCGCAGGGUACAGUGGUAUCACCGAAAGCAGCCCUUGGUUCCUUCGACGUCCUCCGAUCACGUGGGGCUAGACUCCGUUUUCAACUUUGGGAAGACCCAGGCAAAGCCUCAAGGCAUCGCGGCAGACGAGACGGAGACAUCGGUGCAACAGGACACGUCCUCCUGCGCUACAGAAUCCAAAGGAGCGGCAGCCGCCGACCUUACUUCGAAACCCGAUCACGGGGGAUUGGCGCCCUCAACGAGCGACGAGAUGCGGACGGCAGCUAUGUCGACUCCUACAGGACAGCGAGGCUCAAACGAGCACGCGCCCUCGGAAGUCGCAGACAUCUACAAGGCCCUCGAGACGCUGACGCACUCUCAGACCAACCAAACCACAAGACAGGAGUCGAUAAAACCCUUCCCCACGUUUGUCGUAGGUGCGGAGGCAUCAUUUUCCAAUUCCCUCAAGUGGUUCCCGGCGCACGUCGGGGAGCUUGGCACUAACAACAACAACAGCCACGACAACAAUGACAGCAACAAUGUCAACGGACGAAGACACACCGAAACCCCGCCCACGAGCGCGCCCACCUCUUCGCGGGGCAGCUUACCCGCCGCGACGCGGUCACCCAGAGGGCAACCGCCGCUGUUGUGCCGGACCCCAGCUGAGGAGUGA